CUGUUACGUAGCAGUACUUCUGUUUUGAUCAUUAUUUGUUUUCGUUUCGAACAAGCAGUUAGUAUUUAUCUUACAGAGUUUGAGUAGUGCGAAAAAAUCAUAAAUCAAUUUGCAGUGAAUUUGAGACGAACGGAACGCGUCACGAUGGCGUUGGCCGCGAAUCGCAAUACCAUGACUCCAUUACUAGCGCUCCUACAAUUGAUACUGUGCAUUACUUUCUCGUCAUCCGAAGCCGCGUCGACGGGUUCGUCGAGUUCAAAAAGUACCGCUGUUCUCCGAACGUCAGUUAUGCAUCCCGCGUUUGAAUCUGCCGGCAAAUCGGCUGGACUUAAGAUUUGGAGGAUCGAGAACUUCGAACCUGUACCUUAUCCGGUGAAGGACUAUGGAAAAUUUUACACAGGAGAUUCUUACAUUGUUUUAAACUCGAAAGAAGAUAAAAGCAAAAACAAGAAAUUCACAUCUGAUAUUUACUAUUGGUCGGGUAGUUCUUCGUCACAAGAUGAAGUUGGCGCUGCAGCAAUUCUUUCUAUUCAAUUGGAUGAUGCUCUUGGUGGAGAUCCGGUACAACACAAAGAAACUCAAGACCACGAAAGUCAAGCUUUCCUAGCACUUUUUACACCUUCCAUUCGUUAUCUACCUGGGGGUGUAGCUUCCGGAUUUAAUCAUGCGGAAAUUAAUGCCGGAGGGGAAAAGAAACUGUACCAGAUCAAGGGCAAAAAAAAUAUUCGAGUGAGACAAGUUGAACCAAAAGUAACGUCUAUGAACGAAGGUGACUGUUUCAUUUUGGACACUGGUAAAGAAAUCUUUGUGUAUGUCGGACCAAAAGCCAAAGGAACUGAACGUUUGAAGGCUAUAAACGUUGCCAAUCAAGUUAGAGAUCAGGAUCAUUCUGGAAGAGUUAAAGUAAACAUAGUCGAUGGAUCAAGUACUCCAGAAGAAUUUGAAAAAUUCUUUAAAGAAUUGGGCUCUGGAUCCGCCAAACAAGUCCCACCAGCUGUUGACGACGAUCAAGAAUUCGAAAAGAAAGAAGCAGCAACACCAGUUUUAUACAAAAUAUCAGACGCUCAAGGAGGAAAAAUUACUACCGAAAAAAUUGAUCAAAAACCACUUGUUCAGACACAUUUGAAAACUGAUGAUUGCUUCAUUUUGGAUACAGUUUCAUCAGGAAUAUAUGUUUGGAUCGGUAAAAAGGGAACGACUCAAGAAAAAGUCGAAUCUCUUAAGCGCGCCCAAGUUUUCAUUAAAGAAAAUAAUUAUCCGGCUUGGACAAGAGUAAUCCGGGUUAUCGAAGGAGGUGAGCCAACAGCCUUCAAACAGUACUUUGAUGGAUGGAAAGACGGAAAUGGUAGCCGUUUGUAAUAGUUUAGCCACAAAAAAUAAAAAUAAAUGUUUUGCAUAAACUAUUAUAAUUUU
Messenger RNA from Sipha flava (yellow sugarcane aphid), 1413 nucleotides. Its product is annotated as gelsolin-like. The coding region runs from base 145 to 1359 and encodes 404 amino acids. Gene Ontology annotation, biological process: actin polymerization or depolymerization; barbed-end actin filament capping; actin filament severing. Gene Ontology annotation, molecular function: phosphatidylinositol-4,5-bisphosphate binding; actin filament binding. Lineage: Eukaryota; Metazoa; Arthropoda; Insecta; Hemiptera; Aphididae. Gene Ontology annotation, cellular component: actin cytoskeleton; cytoplasm. The transcript is spliced from 10 exons. The record is from RefSeq and is a predicted model, not a curated record.